AUGCAGCCGAACCAAGCCGCGUCCGGCUCACGCCCCAGUACCCCGCAACACCAGACUCAGUCUUCAGGCGACAUGUCGACGCCAGCUCCUCUGCUCCGUCCGCCGAUCCCCGGUGCGCGGAGCCACUCCUCGCCGCGCGCUCCGCGCCUUGGCCUCUCCAUCCCGCCCUCUCCCAACGCAAGACCAGUCGUGAACGGCCAAACGAACGACGCCCAGUCCAUGCCCGCCCUCCUCCCUCCGCAGCAACCGCUUAACGCCCGCCCCUCCCUCCCGAAGCUAGCCCUGGCCACUCCUAGCGGAGGCCAAGCGACACCGCAUGAGGGCGGUGGUGCCCCGAAACGGGGUGUGACCGGUCUCAAGCUACAAUUACCAGGAACCUCGACGUCAGGAAGCAGCAAUGCCUCGGCCCAGAGCAGAAGCGGUAGCUUCGGCGAGCGUGGGCCUCCGUCGUUGCAGAUUAACACGAUAAACAACAACACGCACGACCCCAUCUCGGCUCUGUCUAACGGGCAAUCGCCGACCCUUAACUCCAACUCGUCCACGGAGAUGGCACGAACCAAUAGCGACAUGUCAGGAAUGGUCCUCCCCGAUCUUGAGAAGCUGAAAAUCGACAAGGGUGCAAACCUGGAACCUGGCGAUUUGGAUAAUGCUGGCUGGAGAGCAGCAAGCAAGGAGGGCCUGAUCGAAGAGCUGGGCUCGCUAGGCGAAGGUGCGGGCGGCGCAGUUACGAGGUGUGUCUUGAAGGGCUCCAGGACUGUUUUUGCGUUGAAGAUCAUCACUUCAAAUCCCGAUCCUAGCAUAAAACGUCAGAUUGUGCGCGAACUGCAGUUCAACGCCUCCUUACAACAUCCCAGUAUUUGUCGUUACUAUGGAGCUUUCCAGCCUCCGUCUAAUACCUCGAUAAUCAACAUUGCCAUGGAAUUCUGCGAGGGCGGUUCUCUAGACUCGGUCUAUCGAGAAGUUCUCGGGCGCGGCGGCCGUAUUGGAGAGAAGGUGCUGGGUGUGAUUGCACGCGGCGUGCUGGAAGGCCUGACGUACCUUCACAGCAAGCGUAUCAUCCAUCGCGAUAUCAAACCUUCCAACAUUCUUCUGUCGCGUUCCCCGAUGAAUCCUGAUGGCUCAAGGCAAGCUACCAGAGGCUCCCGUUUGAAUGCCUGGGAAGGCAUCGUGAAGCUUUGCGAUUUUGGCGUCAGCGGAGAGUUCGGUACCAAGGGCAUGGCCGACACGUUUAUUGGAACGUCGUACUACAUGGCACCAGAGCGGAUCCAAGGUCUCUCGUACACCAUCACAUCAGACGUGUGGAGCCUGGGUGUCACAUUGCUAGAAGUUGCCCAGGGUCGCUUCCCCUUCCCGGCCGACGCAGAUGGCGAGAGCGGCGCGAUAGCACCGCGUGCCGGUCUUAUCGACCUUCUCACGUACAUUGUGCGGCAACCGAUCCCCAAACUCAAGGAUGAACCCAAGAACAACAUCUUCUGGGGAGACGGGUUCAAGUACUUCAUUGAAUGCUGUCUGGAGAAGGAGCCGAACCGCCGGGCAACACCUUGGCGCAUGCUGGAACAUCCGUGGAUGGUUGAGAUGAGGAGCAAGAAGGUCAACAUGGAGUCCUUCCUCGCGAAAGUAUGGGAAUGGAAAGACUAG
This is a messenger RNA of Diplodia corticola, 1638 nucleotides long. RefSeq lists its product as uncharacterized. The transcript is spliced from 3 exons. The record is from RefSeq and is a predicted model, not a curated record. Gene Ontology annotation, molecular function: protein kinase activity; ATP binding. Gene Ontology annotation, biological process: protein phosphorylation. NCBI's taxonomy places the organism in Eukaryota, Fungi, Ascomycota, Dothideomycetes, Botryosphaeriales, Botryosphaeriaceae. The coding region runs from base 1 to 1638 and encodes 545 amino acids.